Molecule: messenger RNA, 1461 nt
Organism: Symsagittifera roscoffensis
Lineage: Eukaryota; Metazoa; Xenacoelomorpha; Acoela; Convolutidae
Product: TNF receptor-associated factor 3-like
Biological process (GO): tumor necrosis factor-mediated signaling pathway; protein K63-linked ubiquitination
Molecular function (GO): protein binding; zinc ion binding
Source: RefSeq, a predicted model, not a curated record
GUGUUUCCAUAGAAGAGUCCACUUAUCACGUGCAUCGAAUACUUUUUUGUUAUUGAAGUAUUUCUACGCCGUUUUUCUAAGACAUUUGUAUUUUUCGCCACGCACCAAUUGUGAAACUUGAAGCUCAAGCUUAAAACGUUUAGUUUGUUGGUCAACUUGGUUUUGAAAAGGUAUUUCAUUUUUAUUUGCUACCAAAUAAUAAAAACCUGCUCAUUUUAACUUUGUCAGCAAAAAAGUCUCUCUUACAAGAUAACUGGUUAUAACUAGCAACUAGUCUCAACUAUGCCUGAAAAUCGGAAGGGAGGCACUAGCAGGACUAUUCUGAAAUCAGGGACUUCUUCAACUGCAGGGAACUCCAGUGGUGUUCAGUUCAGGGGACCCGGUGCCGGACCUACCCCUUUGGAUUACAACUCAUCGGCUCGCCCAGCGGUCGGAGUGAAGGCACCUCAUAACAGUCUGCUGAAAGAGCAGAAUGCCAACAGAUCCAAAAAAUUAGAGUUCAACCCAGACGACGCCCCUACCCCCUCAGGAAGUGCCAUGAAUGGACUGGUGUCCCCUGUGCCCAGUACUCCCCAGAAGGUGCACAAUACUAAGGGUAUUGGACUGGAGCAGGAGAAGGAGGAGGACUCUGCAAGGGCUGUGUCGCCUGUGAUUUAUAAUCUGCCCAGGAACAAACAGGGUGACUUUGAGCGGUUGAUUCUGCUGAAUCCUCUGGACAAGAAGUACGAGUGUCUGGUGUGCAAGGACAUCCUCCGAUACCCUGUCCAGUUCGAGGACUGCGGACACAGAGUAUGCUCCUCUUGUCUAGUGGACCUCCUCAAGGUGAAGCCCAAGUGUCCCGUGGACAACAAGGACAUUAAGAAGGAGAGCACUUUCCCGGACAGUGCCAUCAGCAGGGAGAUAGGGGGACUGAAGUGUAGGUGCAACAACUCCAUCAUCGGCUGCCAGUGGGUCGGCGAAGUCAGAACUGUCGCGGCCCACUUAGAUGGCGAGUGUCGCUUCGUGCCGAUGGAGUGUCCGAACAAAUGUGGGGAGACAUUUGAAAGACGCCAGCUGGACACUCACAUCUCCUCCGAGUGUGCCAAAAGAGUGACCCACUGUGAGCACUGUUCUGAGAUAGUUCCCGCCCAGCAGAUGGAGUUGCAUGAGAAGGAGUGUCCCAGUGUGAAGAGACCAUGUCCCAAUGACUGUGGAGUCAUGAGGAACAAAGAGGAGGAUGCCCUGGCAAGACCUACGAAAGACAGGAACCCCUACUUCGGAGUGAACAGAUUCGGAACCCUGUCUCUGGUACAGGACCCCAACAGCACCUACCUGGAGAACGACACCUGCUUCCUCCAAGUGGUCGUCAGCCAAGAAUACAUACCCGCAUUAUGAUGAGGACAAGUCAUUGCCAAACAUCACCGAAGCCAAUAAUCAUAUCAAAUUGACGGAUAAUUGUUCACAAAAUAUAUUGAAGGCUGA